UCUCCUUUCGCAUUGUAACUGCAUCAAAUCAGGAUUCGUGGAAAAACAUCCCAGCCUUAAGAGUCUGAAAUAGAUCUGCUGGUCUCUUCUGCAAAUUCUUCCUUUCAUCACCAGAGAAACAACAAUUCUUGUACAAUGGAGGAAGAAAUUAUUUCCCUAGAAGAUGAUGAUGACUUUGGUGGAAGUGGUGGCUUUUAUAAUAUUUCACCUACAUCCCUCAAUGAGUGCGAUGAUGUCUGGGCUGAAUAUUUUGGAAUUACUCCUCUGCUUGAUUUAACGAGCAACCUUCUCAAUGGCUCCAUUGCCAUUAUCUGUAUUUUAGGCCUGGUGGGAAACGGAAGGACAAUUUAUCUUCUGGCCUAUUCCAUUAAGAGGAAUCCUUUCACCACUUUUAUCCUGAAUCUCUCCAUCGCUGAUUGUGGGGUCCUCACAUCCUUUAUUAUUGCAGCUGUUUUUGUGGCUGUUUUAACUCCGCAUAAAAGCACUAAUCUACUGUUUGGCUUUGUCUUCUUAUUUCUUGAGCUCUUUUUCUUCACCUAUUCUGCUAGAUGGUUUCUGCUGAUGGCCAUCAGUCUGGACAGGUGUGUGGCUGUCCUUUUCCCACACUGGCAUCGCUGCCGUCGUCCUCCAUAUUUGCCUAACCUUGUUUGUGGCCUCAUCUGGAUCCUCUGUUUCCUGCUCUCUGCCGUGCACCUCAUUCUGUACCAAACUACCAACUUUGGAAUGUCACUUUUCUUUUUUCAGAUUAUUGUGAAUGGUUUACUUUGUACGCCUCUCAUGGUUGUGUCCACUGUGACUCUCUUGAUUCAUAUGAGGUCAAAAUUGCAACGCAAUCAAAGGAAACUUCUCAUCACUAUCUUGCUGGCUCUCCUCUUCUUCCUCCUUUUUUCUCUCCCAAUGGAUGUCUUUUAUGUCAUUGAAUAUUUAGGUUCCUAUAAUCCCCUCCUCAUGACAGUUGGGAUAGGAUGUGCGGCUCUCAACAGCAGCAUCAACCCACUCCUUUAUUUCUUAGUUGGGAGGAAGAAGAAGGGAAAGGAGCAACUCAGAGCAUCUUACAAGGUUGCUCUGCAAAGAAUCUUCAAGGAUGAGAAGGGCAGUCCAGAACAUCAGAAAACUAUGGAGGAGACCCAUUUGUGAGGAGUCUCUGGCAUGGUGUAUUCAUUCUUUAAAGUCCUAAAUGAUAUGUGGGCUCAUGAGGACAUACAGAAUUGAUGGAAUUUGCCAAACAAAAUAGCUACGGUAAUCACCAAACAAUGUAAACAGGAAAUAUUGCUGCAUGUGUAAUUUUCAAAGAGAAGAUGUUGAACAGAAAAAUGUUUUUAUACAAAUCCUUUUUUAAAAAAAAAAAAAAAUCAUCAUAACAACUCUAGAAAUAAUUCUUACCGAAUGACAUUUUUAAAAUCAGUAAUUUUCAUCAUUACUUAUUUUCCAAGCUUUUGUCCCUAAAGCCCUUGGUAGAAGAAUGUAUGGUUUCACAAACAGGAUGCAAAUUUAUAUGUGUAAUGAAAGAAACUGUACAGGGGGAAAU
This is a messenger RNA of Pantherophis guttatus, 1528 nucleotides long. RefSeq names its product proto-oncogene Mas-like. Gene Ontology annotation, biological process: G protein-coupled receptor signaling pathway. Lineage: Eukaryota; Metazoa; Chordata; Lepidosauria; Squamata; Colubridae. Gene Ontology annotation, cellular component: plasma membrane. The record is from RefSeq and is a predicted model, not a curated record. Gene Ontology annotation, molecular function: G protein-coupled receptor activity.